Molecule: messenger RNA, 2136 nt
Organism: Calypte anna (Anna's hummingbird)
Lineage: Eukaryota; Metazoa; Chordata; Aves; Apodiformes; Trochilidae
Gene: SNX17
Product: sorting nexin 17
Biological process (GO): intracellular protein transport; signal transduction
Cellular component (GO): early endosome
Molecular function (GO): phosphatidylinositol binding
Source: RefSeq, a predicted model, not a curated record
GCCCCGCGGGGCGGUGCCGGGAGCUCCCUGCCCGACAUGGCGGCGCGCGGCAGGUAGCGGGGGCGCGCGACCCGGCCCUGCCCGGUACCGGUACCGGCCCCGGCCCCGCCAUGCACUUCUCCAUCCCCGAGACCGAGACCCGCGCCGGCGACGGCGGCGCCGCCUACGUGGCCUAUAACAUCCAUGUGAAUGGGGUGUUGCACUGCCGGGUGCGCUACAGCCAACUUCUGGGGCUGCACGAGCAGCUAAGGAAGGAGUAUGGAGCUAACGUGGUGCCAGCCUUUCCCCGGAAGAAGAUCUUCACCCUCACCCCGGCAGAGGUGGAGCAGCGGCGGGAGCAGCUGGAGAAGUACAUGCAGGCUGUGCGGCAGGACCCAACGCUGGGAGGCAGCGAGACCUUCAACAGCUUCUUGCGCAAGGCCCAGCAGGAGACACAGCAGAUCCCCACAGAGGAGGUGGUGCUGGAAGUGAUGCUCUCCAAUGGCCAGAAGGUCAAGGUCACCAUCCUUACCUCAGACCAGACAGAGGAUGUUCUUGAGGCUGUGGCCUCCAAGCUGGAUCUGCCAGAUGACCUGGUCGGCUACUUCAGCCUCUUCCUAGUGAGAGAGACCAAGGAUGGAGCUUUCUCUUUUGUGCGGAAGCUGCAGGAGUUUGAGCUGCCGUAUGUGUCGGUCACCAGCCUGCACAACGCCGAGUUCAGGAUCAUCCUGCGCAAGAGCUACUGGGACUCCUCCUAUGAUGACGACGUGAUGGAGCAUCACGUGGGGCUGAACCUGCUGUAUGCGCAGACGGUGUCGGACAUCGAGCACAGAUGGAUCCUGGUCAACAAGGAGCAGCACCGGCAGCUGAAGUCCUUGCAGGAAAAAGUCUCCAAGAAGGAGUUCAUCCGCCUGGCACAGACCCUCAAGUACUACGGCUAUCUCAAGUUCGACCCCUGCGUUACCGACUUCCCCGAGAAGGGGUGUCACGUCGUCGUCAGCGCGGGCAACAACGAGCUCAACUUCCAGGUGCGGCUGCCCAACGAGCAGAUCAAGGAAGGCAGUUUCAAGGUCACACGCAUGCGGUGCUGGCGGGUCACCUCCUCGGUGCCAAUGAGCAAUGGCCUCGGGAGCAGCCCAGGAAAGUCUGAGGUGAAGCUGGAGUUGGCUUUCGAGUAUUUAAUGAGCAAGGACAGGCUGCAAUGGGUCACCAUCACCAGCCCACAGGCCAUCAUGCUGAGCAUCUGCCUGCAGUCCAUGGUGGAUGAGCUGAUGGUGAAAAAGUCUGGAGGCAGCAUCCGCAAGAUGUUCCGCCGGCGGGCAAAUGGGGCCCUGCGGCGCUCAGACAGUCAGCAAGCUGUGAAGUCCCCCCCGCUGCUGGACUCACCUGAUACCUCCCGGGAGCCGAUGGCCAAACUCUCGAGCAAGCUCACCUCCGUCAGCCUGCGUGGGAUCAGCCACUCCAGCUCCGCCAACGAGGUGGGCACCAAUGAUUUCCAUGGCAAUUACGCCUUCGAGGGCAUCGGAGAUGAAGACCUGUAGUGUCCCCCCCUCCCCCUGCCAACUCAUAGGGCAGCCCCCCAGGGGCCUUUGCUGAGGAAUGUACGACCUGCAGACAGGUUGCAAUCAACGUGCCUCUCACCUGCUACAUCCACCUCCCCCUGCUCCCCCUGGGCUGGGCAACUCGCCCCCAGCCCACCGUUGCCUUUGGGGUGGGGGCAGCUGAACGCCUCCUGCAGCUGGCUCCAGCUGGGAGAGGGGCUUGUUCCCCGGGCCAGCCCCAGCCCUGGAGCUGUGUCCUGGGGCCUGGCCCAGUGUGGGGGACGGAGCUGCCCCCUUCCUGGCCAGGAAGGUCUGGCCUGAGUGCCCAGCCGCCCUGGGGGGCUGGAGCGGCAGGCUGGUGGUAUCGAGCCGCCCUCCUGAGGCUCCAUAAAUGCCAAAUUAGCGUUUAGGUUUCUGCUCAGAGACAGACCACAGUAAACUGUCUCCAGGGGAGCCCUGUGCAGGGCCCCCUCUCUAACCUGCUCAUAGACUCCAGCGUAAUCUAGGCUUGUAACCACGUUAUCUCCUGCUGCUCAGACUGACCAGAGCAUUAAUGGACCGUAACCGAUGUUUACACACUGCAAUGAUGAUUAAAAUGGAUCCUGAUUGGUACUGG